AGACAAUCAGCGCCAUUGCUUUUCUCAUAUUUUUUGGAUCAAUAGAGCUUCUAUACAUCUCUGCUUCCUUCGUCAAAAUCCCUGAAGGAGGCUGGAUCCCUCUUGUUCUCUCUAUGAUCUUCGUGAGCAUGAUGUAUGUAUGGAACUAUGGUACAUUGAAAAAACAUGAGUUUGCCUUAGAGAACAAGGUCUCAGUACAGAGGAUAUUGGAUUUAGGGCCUAACCUGGGGAUCGUUCGCGUUCCUGGUAUAGGGCUUGUUUAUGCUGAUUUGGUCACUGGCAUUCCAGCAGUCUUUGGUCACUUUGCAACGAACUUACCUGCUUUUCAUCAAGUCCUAGUUUUUUUGUGCAUUAAAUCUGUUCAGGUUCCUUAUAUCUCUGAAGAUGAAAGGUUUCUUGUGGGAAGAAUUGGGCCAAAAGAUUUCCACAUGUUUAGAUGCAUUGUGAGGUAUGGGUACAAAGAGCUUCAACAAGAUGAUCACGAUUUUGAGAGCAGAUUGGUGUCUAAAAUCAUAGCUUUUGUGGAGAUGGAAGAUUUGCUAAUACAAAAUCAUAGGCAAUCUUGUGAGUAUGGUGAUUGUAUUUAUAGUCCAGUUUUGGAUUCACGUAAUGUUCUAGUGAAACUUGAUAGCUUUGGUAUUGAAGAGGGCUUUCUUCAUAAGGAAGAGUCAUUAGAUAUUCUGAAAGCCAAGGAUUCCGGUGUCGUUUACAUAUUAGGACGAUCAAUUGCCAAAGCUAAGAAAUCAUCAUCCCUCAUCAAGAAAUUCGCGAUCAAUGUUAUUUAUGCUUUCCUCAGCAAGAAUUGUCGCGAGCCUGAUGUUCUCUUGAAGGUGCCUCAUUCUUUGUUCCUUGAAGUUGGAAUGGUUUACUAUGUUUAACCUAUAGAUGUUGCCACACUACUUUAAAGUGUACAGGGAGAAAUUGUUGUCUUCAUGGUAUCCUAAAUUACUGAUGCUGAUUCUAACUCGUAGAACUUUAGCAGUUUGUAUUUCAAACAUUGUAAACACACUGGUUCGUCACAGAAAGAAUGAGAUCAGUCUUUUUUUAUGUUUUCUUCGUGUUUGUUCGAUAUGUACAAAGGAAUACAUGUUCACAAGGUUUUUAUGUUC
Messenger RNA from Asparagus officinalis (garden asparagus), 1109 nucleotides. RefSeq names its product potassium transporter 1-like. Gene Ontology annotation, cellular component: membrane. Gene Ontology annotation, biological process: potassium ion transmembrane transport. Gene Ontology annotation, molecular function: potassium ion transmembrane transporter activity. NCBI's taxonomy places the organism in Eukaryota, Viridiplantae, Streptophyta, Magnoliopsida, Asparagales, Asparagaceae. The coding region runs from base 114 to 878 and encodes 254 amino acids. The transcript has a single exon. The record is from RefSeq and is a predicted model, not a curated record.